AUGGUGUCCCUGGAACAACGACCCAAUUCGCUCUUUCUGCUACUACUUUCCUUGUCUUUCCUGCUCCUUUUGAUUACCUCUACCCAUGCCAAUUCUCUAAGUGUUGACGCCCUCGAUGCCUCAUCCUCCGCCAACGACCCAUACACAUGCUCCAAGGACAAACCAUGCAUAAAUGGGGCUUGCUGUGGCAGCAGUGGCCACUGUGGAUUCGAACCAGCAUACUGCGGCAAAGGCUGCAUGCACAACUGCAAUGCAACUGCCACUUGUGGCAAGUAUGCAAAGAAUCCCGGACAGGGCUGUCCUCUAAAUGUUUGUUGCUCCGAGUUUGGGUUCUGCGGGACUAGCAGUGAAUUUUGCGACAAGCGGUGUCAAUCCAACUGCGAACAGCCAAAACCAUCGGUCGAGAAAUCUGAUGUUCAGAAACGUGUCAUUGGAUACUGGGAGGCCUGGAAUAUGGACCAUAGCUGUGGAACCAUGGAGCCAGGUGAAAUCCCUGUUUAA
This is a messenger RNA of Penicillium cosmopolitanum, 501 nucleotides long. RefSeq lists its product as uncharacterized. The transcript has a single exon. Lineage: Eukaryota; Fungi; Ascomycota; Eurotiomycetes; Eurotiales; Aspergillaceae. Gene Ontology annotation, molecular function: chitin binding. The coding region runs from base 1 to 501 and encodes 166 amino acids. The record is from RefSeq and is a predicted model, not a curated record.